Messenger RNA from Paracoccidioides brasiliensis Pb18, 1740 nucleotides. RefSeq lists its product as uncharacterized. Gene Ontology annotation, molecular function: peptidase activity. The record is from RefSeq and is a predicted model, not a curated record. Bases 1 to 1740 code for a protein of 579 amino acids. The transcript is spliced from 4 exons.
AUGGAAGUUGAAUUAUAUGUUUAUGAUAUCUCAAAGGGUCUUGCAAGAGAACUUUCACUUGCUAUAACAGGCACCCAGAUAGAUGCAAUAUAUCACACGUCUCUUGUGUUUGGGGGCAUAGAGUACUUCUUUGGUAGAGGCAUUCAACAAGCACCCCCUGGAACGACGCACCAUGGCGACCCCAUCGAGAGGAUUAACAUGGGAACCUCUGAACUUCCGAUAGAGGUGAAACCCCGACAGUCUUAUGAUCUUUUCUUGCGAAACUGCAACAAUUUCACCCAUGAUCUCGCCACAUUUCUAGUUGGAAAAGGCAUUCCUGAUCAUAUCAGAAACCUUCCUGAGACUUUCCUCAGCACUCCCUUUGGUCAAAUGAUGAAGCCAUGCAUUGAUGGUAUGCUUCGGGGAGCAGCUCCUGGGCCAGAGAUAUCUUCUUCAGCUGCUACAAACCAAUCCAUCCCUGCUGACACAAGUGGCCUUGCACGAUCAAUACCGACACAUUCAGAUCAUGCUCCCCUGGCGCAAAAAGGUUAUGUUCGUAAUGUGACGACCAUUAGGGAGCUAGACGAUCUCUUAGCCUCCGCAAGCUCAUCAUGCGCCGUUAUAUUUUUCACAUCCGCCACAUGUCCACCAUGCAAGAUGAUGUACCCAGUCUAUGACGAACUUGCAGAGGCAGCCGGCGAUAAAGCAAUCCUUAUCAAAGUGGAUCUAUCCCGCGCCUAUGAUGUUUCUACGAAAUACAGCGUCAGAGCGACGCCAACCUUUAUGACGUUUCUGAAGGGAAAGAAAGAAAACGAGUGGAGUGGCGCGAACGAUGGAAAGCUGCGCGGCAGUGUUCGACUACUUAUCGAAAUGGCCUGGCCACCUCACCCCCACAGGAGACUGCGAUUACCGAGUUUAGAGAGGCCCAUUGGCUCCUACAUACUGUAUAAGAAGGUUCCCCCACUGGAUAAAUUGAUCCAAAAAAUUGGCGCUACAGGGGAUGACCCAGCCAUUCAGGGGCUUGUCAAAUUCAUCAAAUCGAGAGAGAGCAGUUGUCCAGUAGAUGCAGCACUACCAAAUUUCUCCUUGCAAAACCUCGUUAAAUCAACAUUUUCCUCUCUCCCGUCCGCUGUUCACUUUGCAAUGAUUGAUCUAGCCCGCGUUGCAUUUGCUGACUCCCGUGUCAGCGGGUUCUUCGCAGAGGAGCACGAUCAUACAACGCUACUAACAUUACUGGGUGGCGCAAGCUAUCUGUCAAACUGCCCUUACAAACAGCAGCUUGUAAUGACACAGCUGGUCUGCAACCUCUUCUCAUCACCUCUAUAUCUAGAUCAAAUAGUAUCCAACGAUGCCCUGCGCAAGACAUGCAUAAAACUUGCCACUUCGUCCCUAUACGCCGCACACAUUCCUCUGCGCGCAGCCGGCGCUUCGUUGAUGUAUAAUCUUGCGGCAUUCAACCAUAAUGAACGAAUCGACGAGCGGCCGGAUCGACUAUCUGAAGCAGACCAGGUAGAGCUGGUAGCUUCUCUACUUGAAGCUAUUAGACUGGAGACUGAGAGCGUAGAAAGCCUCCGUGGGCACCUAUUAUCACUAGGUCUGUUUGUAUAUCUUGCCCCUAUGGAUGGGGAAGUUGUGGAUUUGUGUAGGGUGAUGGAAGCUCGGGAGAUUGUUGAGAUGACGAAGAUGAAGGCCCUAGUGGAGAAGCCGCUUCUAGAAGAAAUAGGUUGUGAGCUUCUUGGGAAAGGGUGCGGGGAAUCGUGA